Messenger RNA from Ectocarpus sp. CCAP 1310/34, 837 nucleotides. The record is from the annotation of a GenBank genome assembly. NCBI's taxonomy places the organism in Eukaryota, Phaeophyceae, Ectocarpales, Ectocarpaceae.
AUGGCCUCCAAAUCUGCAGUUGAGCCCAUGGUCGGGAAGCCCCUUUCGCACAUUCCCAGUUUGAUCCCUGCCGCAAGCCUCCCAUUGUGUUCGGAGCAGCCGGCAUUCGGAUCCCUGCCGUCGUACCACAUAAAUAGCCCCUCCGAUAGGACUUGAGGCAAGGCGGGAAGGCUGUAUCGGGUUUCGUGCAAAGGUGCUCUCCCAUAUUGACCUCGCGGCUGACACACAUCGUCUUCUCUGCUCGCUGUGUAUCCAGGUGGGUAAUUUCUACGUGUUGUAUCCUUCGCCGUACUCCGCAACAUGUCCACACCACUGCUCCACACGGAGAGACCAACUGCCACUCGCUGCUAUUGCUGACCUUCAUGACGGAUGCUCUUCAACGGGAUUACGACAUGGUUGCGACAAGGUGUCUCGGCAAAAGGCUCUGAGGAACACCAGGGAAGUUGACAACAAUGGCCACAUUGGAUGUAUAUCACUUGAACACUUUCCGUGCUCUACUGAUGCUGAUUACCAACACCAAACAUACCAGGAAACAAGCUAACACGAUACAAACUGAACGCUAUGCCGUACCUACCAUGCACCAGGUGUACCAUUCUCUUCUACUGUAAGCAUCACUGAUAAGCUACCCCAAAGGGUCAAAUAUGUUUUUUUUUUUUUUGGUUUGAAAAAGGAGUGAUGCACUGCUGUAGCCUUCUUUUCAUCUUCCAUGAUUUUACAUCAAUAUUAUUUGUUUCUCCUUAAGUUCCUAAAACCAGCAAGCUGUCAAUAGACACUGCGCCGUGUCCCCUGUGAAGGUUACAUCUUACAGAACACGACACUACGGAGGGAUUCUCCCCG